This is a messenger RNA of Tripterygium wilfordii, 828 nucleotides long. Its product is annotated as photosystem I reaction center subunit VI, chloroplastic-like. The record is from RefSeq and is a predicted model, not a curated record. The coding region runs from base 238 to 675 and encodes 145 amino acids. The transcript has 3 exons. Gene Ontology annotation, biological process: photosynthesis. Gene Ontology annotation, cellular component: chloroplast thylakoid membrane; photosystem I; photosystem I reaction center. Lineage: Eukaryota; Viridiplantae; Streptophyta; Magnoliopsida; Celastrales; Celastraceae.
AAUACACAGUCAACUCUAGUGGCAUACAAUUAUGCGAGGAUCAUAAUCGGAUAGGCUUACCCACCUUGCACCAAUGUGGCAGUAGCUCAAUGGGUUCCAUAUCUCUCCCAGGAAAAUCAACGGCCCACGAGUUCAGCUUGGAUUCGUGAAGAAUAUCAAAAGCGCAGUCAAUCUUCAUACUUCACAACUUUCUUCAACCGAAACCCACAAGUUAGUGUGGAAUUAGAAGCAAAGGCCAUGGCGUCUCUAGCAACAGUAGCUGCCGCGCAACCAGCCACUAUCAAGGGUUUUAGUGGAAGCUCUCUGAUGGGAACAAAGCUCGCCGUCAUGCCAACUCGACAGAGCUCGAGACCCAGAAGAAAAGUCAGUGCUGGUGCUGUGGUGGCUAAGUAUGGAGACAAGAGUGUGUAUUUUGAUUUGGAGGAUUUGGGGAAUACUACUGGACAGUGGGACUUGUAUGGGUCAGAUGCACCUUCACCAUACAACCCUCUCCAGAGCAAAUUUUUUGAGACAUUUGCAGCUCCAUUCACCAAGAGAGGAUUGUUGCUCAAGUUCUUGAUAUUGGGAGGUGGUUCAGUUCUAACUUACGUCAGUGCCACCGCUCCUGAUGAUGUUCUUCCAAUCAAGAAGGGUCCGCAAGAGAAACCAAAGCUAGGCCCCCGUGGCAAGAUCUAAUUUGGGUUGGAUCCUUAUCAAUCGCCCUUUUCAUUGUAUGUAUUACGUUUUUCCGAUUUUAAGACUUGUAAGUGUGUCUAAUUCUACUUAAAGAAAUCUUCUUCAUUCUUAUCUCUCUUCACUCUUGUGGUUAUAUUAGAUUGAUUUGAUGCA